AUGGUACUUCAUCCAACUUUGAUGUUAGAUAAAUCGGCAGCGUUUUUUAAAAAUACAAAAGUUAUUUCAGGUUCAUAUGUAAGAAUGAAAUAAGGAAAUCCAGAAGUAAAAAAUAAUAUAAAGAAGGCCGUUCAAUUUAAUGAAAUUACAAACAAAACUCCAGCAGAACAUGAAACUAAAUCUACAUAUACAACAUCAACAUAUUCAUAUAAUAUAAAUAUUAUAUUGAAAGUGAUGUUUAUAAAGUGA
Messenger RNA from Paramecium sonneborni, 249 nucleotides. The record is from the annotation of a GenBank genome assembly. NCBI's taxonomy places the organism in Eukaryota, Ciliophora, Oligohymenophorea, Peniculida, Parameciidae.